AUGUCGGAGAAGCGGAUAGAGCAGUGGGAAGUUGAGCGAUAUUGGGAAAUAUUCUCAUCGCUUUCCAGCGGCCAACCGCGACUCAACAAUGCGCAGGCUGCCACCGUCUUACGGAACAGCCGACUACGAGACGAUCAGCUGGAGAAAGUGUGGGACCUUGCUGAUGUCGAUGGAGAUGGAGAAUUGGAUUUUGAAGAAUUCUGUGUGGCUAUGAGGCUUAUAUUUGACCUUGUCAAUGGAGAAUUAGCCGAUGUACCUCCCCAGCUACCGGACUGGCUUGUGCCUGAAUCGAAAGCCCAUCUGGUCCAAGCUACCCAAGCAUUAUCGGGCCGCGAACCGCAAUUUGAAAGGGUUGAAGAGGAUGACGACGCACCUGGCCUGAAGGAUGGCUUCGAUUGGUAUAUGAGCCCCGAGGACAAGGCAAAAUAUGAAGAAAUAUAUUCUGCAAACAAGAAUCAUCGCGGAGAGUUAGCUUUCUCUUCUCUCCAAGACCUUUACGACUCCCUCUCCGUCCCCGACACUGAUAUCCGCUCCGCCUGGAACUUAGUUAACCCCUCUGCUUCAUCAGAAAUCAGCAAGGAUGCCUCUCUCGCAUUCCUCCACAUUCUCAACAAUAGACAUGAAGGGUAUCGCAUCCCACGGACUAUCCCCGCCUCCCUUCGCUCUUCAUUCGAAUCGAAUAAAAUCGAUUACCAACUUGAUAAUGUCCGCACAACCAAACGGUGGGGAGUAAACAACGAUGGAGACACCAGUACAGGUCGCAAGGCGAAAUUUGGCGAUGCCUACCUCAGCCGGCUUGGUGUCGGCGGAAGAACAAGCUAUAGACCACAAGGCACGGAUUUUAGCAGUACAAUCCAAGACGAAGAAUGGGAAAAGGUUCGAUUGAGGCGCGAACUUGCAGAGUUAGAAAAGAAGCUCGAAGCUGCUAAUGCAGCUGCGGAAGAGAGGAAGAAUGGCCAUAGGACCGGUGGCGGGCCCAACUGGGCACUUAUCAAGAAAGAAGCGCUGCAAAUGUUGGAAUACAAAGAAAGGGAACUUCGUGAAUUGAGAGAGGGGACUGGCAGAGUGAAAGAAGGAGAGAAUCUCGAGCGACUCAGGGAAGAUAUCAACACGGUCGGCGAGCAGGUAGAGGGUUUAAAGGCACAUUUAACCCGGCGGAAUGAAGUUCUAGCAGACUUGCGCGGGGAGAUUGAAGAAGCGAAACGGAACAGAUAG
This is a messenger RNA of Uncinocarpus reesii 1704, 1215 nucleotides long. RefSeq lists its product as uncharacterized. The record is from RefSeq and is a predicted model, not a curated record. Gene Ontology annotation, cellular component: mating projection tip; actin cortical patch; plasma membrane. Gene Ontology annotation, biological process: endocytosis; actin filament organization; actin cortical patch assembly. Lineage: Eukaryota; Fungi; Ascomycota; Eurotiomycetes; Onygenales; Onygenaceae. Gene Ontology annotation, molecular function: protein binding; calcium ion binding. Bases 1 to 1215 code for a protein of 404 amino acids. The transcript is spliced from 3 exons.